AUGGAGCAUGAGCGCCCAACUGGACACGACACACGACUGUCGGCGUCCCCAGCUCCCGCGCCCGCCCGCCAUGCUGAACAGCGAUCUAACGGCGCAUCUUGGCCUGUGGCAGUUGCGGAAACUGUUAUGGCAGAGCAGGUCACCAACCAUCAUGUGGUAAAGGAAGCACAGUCGGUGGCACGCCCGGCGUCCAUCGACGACACUGCAUCGACUCCCAGCCCCUCUGCCGCCCACGGCGAGCUGCCACCGCCCCCAGCGACGACCAACAGCACCGCCGCCGACGCCCCCUCUACCUCUUCGAAUGCGACGCCCGCAGCAGCAGCCUUGGCAGCCGGCGCGCAGGCCUCGGCAGACGGCCACGCCCAGGCGGCCACGGCCCCCAACCACGUGAAGCAGUCAGGCUCGGCACCCAAGGACGCAGGCGAAGCGCUACCAAACGGCGACGCCGCUGAUCGAUCGGGAGCCGAGUCUCCGCACAUCAAUGGCGAAGCCAUCAGCGGCUCAGACACAGACAUCAGCCGCCCUGGCAGCGUCGAUCCCACAAAGCAGGAUACCGCACACGCUCGAUUGAGCUCCAUGAAGAAGCCUGCAGCCUUCAAGUCGGUGUCCGUGACGAAGAGUUUUCUGGCCAAGUCCGCCGCCUCGACGCCUUCUGCCUCCCCAGGCCUAAAGCCAGCGCCAGCAGUACAGCCUCCGACCUCGACGUUACUGACCGCAAAGCCUCGCCUCGUUGCCAAGUCAGGCGCCGCGAACACGCCGCGAACCCUCGGAAAGACGAAUGGCGCAGGAGCAGGGCCGGACGCGAGCAAAGUGUGGAACAAGAACCAGCCGGUACCCCCACCGCCGCCGAAGCAAUACACGGACGAGGAGCUCAAGCAGCAGUAUGGCAUCCAUCUCGCCACACGUCUGCCCAUGGACGAAGCUGGCAAAGAAGCAAAGUGGGCUGAUAUCGACGACGACGAUGGUGACUGGGCUCCAGACACGGUCGAGUGGAUGGACGGGACAAAGUCGUCCGUCACGGCGCCCGAGAACCAGCCACCGCCGCCAGUCGAGGAACCGCCGAGGCCCACCGUUCUCGCGAGACCAGAGACAGCGGCCGAUGCGCCCAAACCGUCUGGGCCUGCGCCUACGAGCGCGCCAAAGCAAAGUGUUACAGGUGCGCCCAAGACCAUUCUGAAGCCUGGUGGACACGUGCAAUCAGGCACCACGAAAACCAGCCUCGUUCUGAAGGGCCAGCCCGAGAAGCCCACGCUUGUAGCCAAGCCGUCCACCGGAGGCCCUGCCAAAUCACCAUGGGCUGUUCUGCCUCCCGUCGAGAAGGCCUCCCCGUUGCAAAUGACCCCGCCAACGCAGCAGCAACCUACGAAUCACCGUUUCUCUACACAAGACCAGCGAGCUUACGAGCCUAUGCCGCCACAUCCUGGCAGGGAGAUUGCGCCCGACGACUUCAACCGUACAUGGCGCGAAGAGCGAGGCGGGCGUGAGCUGUUCAACUCGCAGAACGGCCGUUACGAGCCUGUGAAUGACGCACGGCGAGGCUCUUUCCGCGACUCGGGCUACAGACAGCAGCAACAUCCGUCUCUUCUGCAGAGAUCAUCGCAUGAUGGCCCAGCGGAGCCCUCUUCAGCCUUCCAGACUUCUAGGUCGAGCGGGGAUAUGCCAUCCUGGGGUAGGAGACGGACUUCCUCCAACGUCAGCGGAGGACCUGGACGCCGCAUGUCGUUCGAUCGACGAGGUCCCGAAUUUUCCAACGCCAUCUUGGACGAGGAACACCAGGCUGCGCCUUCAAUCAACGGAGCAGAGCCUGCAAGCAACGAAGCAUCGCGUCAGUCUUCUCUCGCGCAAGCCGCAUCCCCUCACGUAACCCAAACGCAUCCAGCUGCACCCCAAGACCCGGUCCCCCCACCUGUGAAUGAAGCCCCACCCACAGCAAACGCUGCUCCUACCAUGGAAGAUCAGGUCGAGGCGCAGAAGCGCAUGAUGGCGGACAAAAUCGAACGCGCUCGGCUCAAGAAGCAGCAGCAGCUGGAGGCUGAGAAGAAGGAAGAAGAGGAAAAGAAGGCCCGUAUCGCAAAACGACUCGCAGCUCUGGGUGAGGCGCCUAAGCCAAAGGCGAGUGAGAAGUCUCCGUCGCCCGCCGUCGGACGGUCUCCACAAAAGGUCGAUGCUGCACUUGCUCCUGUGCAAUCACCUCCAAAGCCCCCUGUCCCAUCGAGCGAUGGCGAGGUUGCUCAGUAUGGUAUGAUGAAGGUCCACCAAUCCCACCCGGUGAAGAAGCCCUCGCCGGUUUCUCAACCAGCGAAACUUGUUGAACCUAAGCCAAACGCCCAAGACGAUACGCAGGUCAGGCUACCACUGUCAUUGGAUGCAGCCCCUACGCUGCCGUUUGACUCAAAUCGUAGCCACGGAAGAAAGGCAGCAGAGCAUUCACGAACGCUAGCGGAGGGCACGGCCCCCCAAGGGACCAAGCCAACGCAACCUGCCUGGCAGCCGGGCCCAGGCUCACAAACUCGAGGCGGUUGGACUUCACAGGUCUGGGGCUCAGCGCAAACAAGAGAUCGAAAUCUCGGAAACGGAAUGUUCGACUCGGGCUUUCACCGUGGACAGCCUCGCUCUGGCACACAGCAGCAAUUGCCCACGCAACCUUCUUCUGCACCGAUUGCACCGAUUGGGGUUGAUCCUGCACCACCAUCUGUCUCCCACACAGUCAAGAUGCCGCUCUCGUCGCAGCCAAUUCACCCUCCAUCUAGACAAAUGCCAGCACAAGCAGUACCAGGUCCAAUCGCGCCUCCUUCAGACAACAAGUGGGGCAACUUCGCGGCUCACAUUGCCCGUGAUGAUGCAAACAUGGUCGUCAAGGCACGUCAAGACAGGGACCGCAUGGGUGGUGAGUCAUUCCGUCCUGAGCUGCGGGAAACAUACAAGGACCAGCGAGGCAAAGCCCAAACUGUAGUGCACAGCACAGUUGCCGGUAGUGCUACCGUGGAAGGUGGCGCCAAUGCUAGGGUCUCUCCUGCAGGAUCUGAGCUCAAGUUGCGAGAUGAAGCUGUCAAGUCUUCCCACGACGGCUCACCACAACAGCCUCUCGUGCAAGGUACUCCACUACAGCAGACGGGUGGCUCGCGCUCUUCACGUUUUUUCCCUCGACCGAUCGAGACGUCUUUGCAGGCACCAGUCACUGCAUCAAACAAAGCGGAUUCGCCCCCACCUCCUCCUGAGACGGAGACUCAUCCAGUCUUCGCUGACAGCGUAUCUGGCCAUCCGUUAGUCAGGCUGCCCAGGCCUUCGCCUGUUGUUCGUCUGCCGAAGCCUGCUCAGGACCCUGUAGACGUCCCAGUUAGUAUGCCUCCGCGCGGACAUCAUGGACCUGGCGCUCGCCCUCUGGCUAUGAAUCCUGAGUGGCAGGCCCGAUUCAACAAGCUUCUCGACAAGCCCGCUGCCGUUGACACGGGAUCAAAUGCUAGGCCUCUGGCUGUGGUACCAGUAGCGUUACCUGCAAGACUGAGUGCACUUGCUGUCGCUGCCUCCAGCAAGGCCUCCCUCGACGUCCGUGGUCCCACUGGAUCUGCAACUGUCUCUCUGCCCAACGCUGUUUCUAGGAAGAACUCCGGCCGUGACAGCAGUCGUGGGACCUUCACUCGCGAUGGCACUGCUGCACUGUUUGAGGAUAGAGAAUUUGGGUCGCUACCUACUGUGAGACUGCCCAAGGUGCCUCACUUGAGCGCGAACGAGCCAGCCAUCACCCUUCCCAAGGACGACGUAUACACGCGGCUUAUCAGGAAAGAGAACCCGUUCACGACUAAGAGACUGGACGCUUUCGACUUCGGUGCUGGCAGUGAGAUCGACGUCAUCGUUCGUUUGGCACACAUGAAGGCGCCCAUUACCAAGACCAUGCCGAAGCCGCGCCGUGGCAAGGGUAACGGCCCUUACAAUAAGCCCAAGCGCAACGGCACUCCUACUGGACCCCAGACUGGUGGCCCGAAGGAACGACCGCGCAAGCCAUCGCAGCAGGGUCAUGGAGAGCGUACCGACAGCUCUCCCAGGGUUCACUUACCCAGUACCUGGCCGGCCAACUCUCGUCCUACUACCACGGCGCCUAAACGCGAGUCCUGGGCUCAGCGUGCUGCUGCUGCUGCUGUAGCGCACUAG
This is a messenger RNA of Ascochyta rabiei, 4149 nucleotides long. RefSeq lists its product as uncharacterized. The record is from RefSeq and is a predicted model, not a curated record. NCBI's taxonomy places the organism in Eukaryota, Fungi, Ascomycota, Dothideomycetes, Pleosporales, Didymellaceae. The coding region runs from base 1 to 4149 and encodes 1382 amino acids. The transcript is spliced from 2 exons.